AUGGUUCAAUACAAAUCUUCUAUGGAUCCAACUCCUACAAGUGUUCUUCCUAAUAAGGUUACUUUUAAAUAUACAGAAGGAACUUCAAAAUAUUUCAAGGGUACAAGGAAGAAGUCAAUUGUGAAGCCUAAAGUAGAUGAUAAAAAAAUUUCAAAGAAAAUUAUGUGUGGGAAGUCUAGAAAGGGGGUAUCCAAGAAGGCUACAAAACCUAUUCCUGAGAAGUCUGUUGCAAGUGUUUUUUUUGACGUUGAUGUUCAAGAGAAGAAGAAUACGAAGAUAAAAGUUGUUGGUGUCUUAAAACAAAUUAAGAAGAUUAGAGAUUUGAAUCAAGAAGAACUUUAUACUAAAGCUCCAACACCAUUACAAAUGAUAGAGACUGAUAGAGACAGCAAAGCAACAGAAGAUGAUUUGUUUAGGAGUAAUGAUUGUACAUUUCAUAUUUCACUUAGGAAGGAUACCAAUGUUGAACUGACUUUUGAGGAGAUACGUAUUCUUGACGCUACUAUGAAUGUAUCUAAUAUGGACACAAAGUUUUGUGAAAAGGUUAAAGAUAACAUUGAGAUUUUGAUUGGACCACUUGCACAAUGA
This is a messenger RNA of Lactuca saligna, 588 nucleotides long. Lineage: Eukaryota; Viridiplantae; Streptophyta; Magnoliopsida; Asterales; Asteraceae. The record is from the annotation of a GenBank genome assembly.